This is a messenger RNA of Vicugna pacos (alpaca), 2084 nucleotides long. It is a transcript of the gene LTBR, whose product is annotated as lymphotoxin beta receptor. Gene Ontology annotation, biological process: hematopoietic or lymphoid organ development; immune response; positive regulation of canonical NF-kappaB signal transduction. The record is from RefSeq and is a predicted model, not a curated record. NCBI's taxonomy places the organism in Eukaryota, Metazoa, Chordata, Mammalia, Artiodactyla, Camelidae. Gene Ontology annotation, molecular function: ubiquitin protein ligase binding.
CAGCCCCAGUCCUGUCCUGGCCCCUGGGCUCAGGAAACUGCUGCCACCACUGCCCGGGACAUCCAGGCCUUCCACCCUCCUCCCAGGCCUCCACCCAUCUGAUCGGCUGGCCAACUGGCCGCCAUGCGCCUGCCCUGGGCCACCUCCCACUGCGGCCUGGCCUGGGGGCCACUCAUCCUGGGCCUCGGCGGUCUCCUGGCAGUAUCCCAGCCCCCGCUGGUGAGGGAGGGGCCUGUGCAGGUGCCCCCAUACCGCACGGAGAACAAGACCUGCCAGGACCAGGAAAAGCAGUACUACGAGUCCAAGCAUCAGGUCUGCUGCUCCCGCUGCCCCCCAGGCACGCACGUCUCAGCUGAAUGUAGCCACGGCCAGGACACGGUUUGUGCCACGUGCCCCGAAAACUCCUACAACGAGCACUGGAACCAUCUCUCCUUCUGCCAGCUGUGCCGCCCCUGUGACCAGAUGCUGGGCUUCGUGGAGAUCACGCCUUGCACUAGCAAAGACAAAACCCGCUGCCGCUGCCGGCCAGGAAUGUUCUGCGUCUUUUGGGACUCUGAGUGUGUACACUGCGAGCCACUCUCUGACUGCCCACCUGGCACCGAAGCUGAGCUCAGAGACGAAGCCUGGGAGGCUAACAGCAACUGUGUUCCCUGUAAGGCAGGGCACUUCCAGAACACCUCCUCCCCCAGCGCCCGCUGCCAGCCCCACACCAGGUGUGAGGACCAGGGCCUGGUGGAGGCAGCGCCAGGCACUGCCCAGUCUGACACCAGCUGCAGAAAUCCAUCAGAGACCCCCGAGAUGCCAGGAGCCAUGCUGGUGCUGACCAUCCUGCUGCCCCUCAUCUCCUUGCUGCUCCUCAUCACCGUGCUGGCCUGCACCUGGAAGAGCCACCCCUCCCUCUGCAGAAAGCUGGGAUCCCUGCUCAAGAGACACCCCGAGUUCUCGGCCUCUGUCCUGCAGGGAGAGGAAUCAAAUACUGCCGGUGGAAGCUGGGAGCCCCCGAGGGUCAACCCAUAUGUCCCUGACCUGGUAGAGCCACUUCUGUCCACCUCUGGAGAACUGACCCCGGCCUCAGCUGGGCUCCCACCGAACCCAGGUUUGGAGGAAGAAGUGCUACAACAGCAGAGUCCUCUGAGCCAGGCCAGGGAGCUGGAGGCUGAGAUCCCAGAGCAAGGCCAGGUGGCCCACGGUACCAAUGGCAUUCACGUCACUGGCGGGUCUGUGACGGUCACCGGCAACAUCUACAUCUAUAACGGGCCGGUCCUGGGGGGAGCACGGGGCCCCGGAGACCCCCCAGCUCCCCCGGAGCCUCCCUACCCCAUCCCUGAAGAGGGUGCCCCUGGCCCCCCUGGGCUCUCGACGCCCUACCAGGAGGAUGGCAAAGCAUGGCACCUGGCCGAGACGGAGACACGGGGCUGCCACGCCUUCUGACAGCGCCAAGGACCCAAUUUGUCACCCGCGCCUGACGGAGUCUGGGAGAAGCCAGGAGAAGGGAGGCUGCCCUACCCACACAGGACUGACAGAGGGCCUGGGUAGGGGCCCCGAGAGGUGGACCCUGAGGGGCUGGGCCUCAGACAUGUCCCUGAGAGCAGGGCUGGCACUGGCUGGGUACCGUGCCCGUCGCAGGACUCACCUCCGCCUGAGCAGGCCUGAGACUCCGCAGCAGAACCCUGCCCCCUGGGGCAGUACCAGCUCGGCUUCAGGCCCGGCCAGGGCACGCGACGCUAACAGCUGCCCCACUGGCAUCCACACCCCGAGCAUGGCACGGAAGGGAGCCAGCCACGUGGUCACUGCAAGGACAUCACCGGGACCGCUGGCAGAUUCAUGGUGCUCAUGCCCAAGCUUCAGAGGCCCUUCGUGGGCCCACACUUCGCACGGACCAAAGUGGACCCUACAUGAGGCUGGAGUGACUCAGAGGACCACACUCCCCUCCCUUCCUAGACAGGAGAGAGGCUGUGACCUCCCUAUAACCGGGGGUUGGGGUGGGGUUCUAGGUAUAGGGGAAAGUUUUGGAGGAGGAGGGACGUGGCGAGUGUAUUUAUAAAUUGUAACCACAUGCAAAUAAAGAAGAGAUUGAUCAUUUA